GUAAUUGAUCAAUCUUCAGUCUGCGAAGCAGGAUACUCUGUAUCUAAUAGCACCUCCAACAAAAUGGAAAAUUCUGACUCACGGAGUGAGGUUGCUAUCGCAUCUGAACCCAAGACUGUUGCAGAGCAACGCCAUUACCAUGACAAAUCAUCAGAGGACAGGGAGAUGGACGACUUUCAUGAUUCAGUAUAUAAGGAGAGAGUUAACAAAGAGAUAAUUCAGAGCAUCGGAAAAAAGAAAAUUCGGGAUCAAGAAUCACUUACAACACUUCCUGAAGAGGAAAGGCCUCAAGACCUCAACUUGGAUGCUCAGUCACGCAAUAACACAUCAUCCGAAGUAUCGGCUAAUUCAGAUGGUAGUAAAUUACCUCCAGAAGGCAAAAUAUGUAGCGAAACAAAUUCAAAGUGCAAGAAAAGUGUAGGCAAGCUUAAGCAAGAAUUAUUUACCCCUGAGUUGUCUUCACAAGAACCAUCAAUAGAAGAAUAUCAUACGACCGAAAUUCCCGAGACAUCAUGUCCUGGAAAAGUUACUUCUGGCUCGAAGAGUCACGGCUCUGCCAUAGAUUCUAACUUGGAAGAAUCGGAGACUCGAAGCUUUGCUUCAUCACCUGAUGAUAAUAAAUCCUACGAUGGAGACACUAAUGAUAAUGGCGAUUUUGACGUGAACCAACUUCCAGUUGAGAAUUUCUUUGAUGAUGACUCACGGGGUGAGGAUGCUAACGCAACUAGGGAUAAUGAAAAUGAUGACGAAUUCUCCGAUAACAACGAAGAGGAAGAUGAUGGAGGAUAUUGUGGUUUCUCUAACGAUGAUGAAGGAUAUUAUUAUGAUUUAAAUACCGGUGAAACUUAUACAAAAUCGGAAUAUCGUUAUUCAAUCCGCGCAUAUUAA
Messenger RNA from Ambispora leptoticha, 888 nucleotides. The record is from the annotation of a GenBank genome assembly. NCBI's taxonomy places the organism in Eukaryota, Fungi, Glomeromycota, Glomeromycetes, Archaeosporales, Ambisporaceae.